Eucalyptus grandis is the source of this 1270-nucleotide messenger RNA. RefSeq names its product PR5-like receptor kinase. The record is from RefSeq and is a predicted model, not a curated record. Bases 125 to 1270 code for a protein of 381 amino acids. Gene Ontology annotation, biological process: protein phosphorylation. Lineage: Eukaryota; Viridiplantae; Streptophyta; Magnoliopsida; Myrtales; Myrtaceae. Gene Ontology annotation, molecular function: ATP binding; protein kinase activity. The transcript has a single exon.
GUGCUCUUGGUAAGUAGAAAAUAAAAUUGCUUAUGCGUACUUACGAAUUAAAAUGCAGACAUUUGGACAGUAUUUAACAGAAAGUAGGACUAUUAAAACCCCAGGAAAAUGAUUAUCUCUAAUUAUGCUUUGUAUGUCCUUUGGUUUCACAGGUGCAUCAAUCAGUGCAUUUGGUGUCGCUAUUAUAGUCCUAGCCUAUCUUUGUCAACACAAAAUUUCCAAGCUGAAAUCCAUGAUCAUAGGGAGCAGAAAGAUGAAAAAGAGUCAUGAAUUUGAGGUCGAUUUCGAAAAUCGUGGAAUUCUAGUAACCAGAAGGUAUUCUUACGCUGACAUUAAGAGAAUGACCAACUCAUUCAAAGAAAAACUAGGCGAGGGAGGCUACGGGUGUGUGUACAAAGGGAAACUCGCAGAUGGACUUCUCGUGGCUGUGAAAAUCCUAAGCAAGCUAAAAGGAGAUGGUGGAGACUUCAUCAAUGAGGUAAACAGCAUGAGCAAAACUUCCCAUGUCAACAUUGUUAAACUACUAGGUUUUUGCUUUCACAAAACCAAAAGGGCCCUUGUCUAUGAAUACAUGCCCAAUGGAUCUCUGGAAAAACUCAUAUAUGAAGAGAACUACUUCAAGGUAGGUUGCGGCCAUCUCGGAUGGGACACCUUGUACCAAAUCUCUCUAGGCAUAGCUCAAGGGCUUGAAUACUUGCACAAAGGCUGCAACUCGAGAAUAUUACACUUCGACAUAAAGCCGCACAACAUUCUUCUUGAUGAAAACUAUUGCCCCAAGAUUUCCGACUUUGGCCUUGCGAAGAUAUGCCAUCGAGAGGAGAGCACAAUCUCACUACUUGGUGCACGAGGGACUGCGGGGUUUAUUGCGCCAGAAGUAUUUUGCAGGAACAUUGGAGGAAUAUCCCAAAAAUCCGAUGUGUAUAGCUUUGGGAUGACAAUGCUCGAAAUGGUUGGUGGGAGGAAAAAUACAAUGAACGGAGCAGAGAGAACAAGUGAAAUAUACUUCCCACAUUGGAUUCACAAGCGUCUUGAACUUCAAGAAGAGUUAGGACUGCAUAAUGUCACAAGUGGAGGGGACAUAGAGAAAGCUAAGAAGAUGGUAAUAGUGGGCUUGUGGUGCAUACAGUCUAAUCCUUCAAUUAGGCCAACAAUGAGUGAGGUGGUGGAUAUGCUAAGAGGCAGUGUUGACUGUUUGCGAGUUCCUCCCAAGCCUUAUUUGUCUUCUCCAUCAAGAUCAUCACCAACCACUUCAAUGUCCAUGGUUGUGUGA